Molecule: messenger RNA, 8979 nt
Organism: Trichechus manatus latirostris (Florida manatee)
Lineage: Eukaryota; Metazoa; Chordata; Mammalia; Sirenia; Trichechidae
Gene: INTS13
Product: integrator complex subunit 13
Exons: 16
Coding region: 529-2436 (635 amino acids)
Biological process (GO): centrosome localization; regulation of mitotic cell cycle
Cellular component (GO): integrator complex
Source: RefSeq, a predicted model, not a curated record
GGAGAGUCGGAGAAAGAGAGACUGGAUGGGAGGGUCGUGCGCUAGUGCACCGUAGCUGGUUUAGCGUAUGCUGUGGCUGGUACUUCUCUGUUGGGGGUGCUCUCAGGUCACCCGGAUCAUUUUUCCUAAUGGGUGGCUGGGAGAAUUAGCUGGAAGAAAACCUUGAGGGCCGGAGGCAUUUUUUUCUCCCUGGCUCCGCCCUCUUCCUGUUCAGCUACCUGGGCGUCUGGCCCCCCAAGGCGGAAGGGAAAGUUGGUGGGGCUGUCGAAGAGCAUUUAGCGCACGCGCGAGUGUGAGUGUAUGUUUGUGUGUUCAUACGCACGCGCGCGCUUCUGCAUUUAGGAAACCUGGGAAGGAGCAGUGUGCUAGGAGAUGAGCGGGGAAAACAUAGUCUCCUAUCUUUGGUACCAGACACUUGUGACUGUGCGCUGACCCUCCGCAGCCAGCCAGCAGCCUUUUCCAGAGAGGCUGUGGUCCAUAGCCUCUGUUCGUUUUCACUGCAGGACCAGGCACGAAAGUUAAAACAAAAUGAAGAUUUUUUCUGAAUCUCAUAAAACAGUGUUUGUUGUGGAUCACUGCCCUUACAUGGCAGAAUCCUGCAGACAACAUGUUGAGUUUGAUAUGCUGGUGAAGAAUAGGACCCAAGGAAUCAUCCCCUUGGCCCCCAUAUCUAAAUCAUUGUGGACUUGCUCAGUAGAAUCUUCCAUGGAAUAUUGUAGAAUAAUGUAUGAUAUAUUUCCUUUCAAAAAGCUGGUGAACUUCAUUGUGAGUGACUCUGGAGCACAUGUUUUAAAUUCUUGGGCUCAAGAAGACCAAAAUUUACAGGAGCUGAUGGCAGCAUUAGCUGCCGUUGGGCCUCCUAAUCCUCGGGCAGAUCCAGAAUGCUGCAGUAUUCUGCAUGGUCUAGUUGCAGCGGUGGAAACGCUCUGCAAGAUUACAGAAUACCAACAUGAGGCUCGUACUCUACUAAUGGAGAAUGCGGAACGUGUUGGAAAUAGAGGACGGAUCAUUUGCAUUACUAAUGCAAAAAGUGAUAGCCAUGUGCGAAUGCUUGAGGACUGUGUGCAAGAAACAAUUCAUGAGCAUAACAAGCUUGCUGCAAAUUCAGAUCAUCUCAUGCAGAUUCAGAGGUGUGAGUUGGUACUGAUCCAUACCUACCCAGUUGGUGAAGACAGCCUCGUUUCUGAUCGUCCUAAAAAAGAGUUGUCCCCAGUUUUAACCAGUGAAGUCCAUAGUGUUCGUGCAGGACGGCAUCUUGCUACCAAAUUGAAUAUUUUAGUACAGCAACAUUUUGACUUGGCUUCAACUACUAUUACAAAUAUUCCCAUGAAGGAAGAACAACACGCUAACACAUCUGCCAAUUAUGAUGUAGAGCUACUUCAUCACAAAGAUGCACAUGUAGAUUUCCUGAAAAGUGGUGAUACCCACUUAGGUGGCAGCAGUAGAGAAGGCCCAUUUAAGGAGACAAUAACAUUAAAGUGGUGCACACCAAGGACAAAUAACAUUGUGUUUUCUUCUAUUUCAGAGCUACACUAUUGCACUGGAGCUUAUCGAAUUUCUCCUGUAGAUGUAAAUAGUAGACCUUCCUCCUGCCUUACUAAUUUUCUUCUAAAUGGUCGUUCUGUUUUAUUGGAACAACCACGCAAGUCAGGUUCCAAAGUCAUUAGUCAUAUGCUUAGUAGCCAUGGAGGAGAGAUUUUUCUGCACGUCCUUAGCAGUUCUCGAUCCAUUCUAGAAGAUCCUCCUUCAAUUAGUGAAGGGUGUGGAGGAAGAGUUACGGACUACCGGAUUACAGAUUUUGGUGAAUUUAUGAGGGAAAACAGAUUAACUCCUUUUCUAGACCCCAGAUAUAAAAUCGAUGGAAGUCUUGAGAUCCCUUUGGAACGAGCAAAAGAUCAGUUAGAAAAACACACCCGUUACUGGCCUAUGAUUAUCUCACAAACCACCAUUUUCAACAUGCAAGCGGUUGUUCCAUUAGCCAGUGUUAUUGUGAAAGAGUCUUUGACAGAAGAAGAUGUGUUAAACUGUCAAAAAACAAUAUAUAACUUAGUUGACAUGGAAAGAAAAAACGAUCCUCUGCCUAUUUCCACAGUUGGUACAAGAGGAAAAGGCCCUAAAAGAUUAAAAGGAAUUUUAGAACGUGGAAAAGAAGAGUUGGCUGAAACUGAGAUUAUAAAAGAUUCACCUGAUUCCCCAGAACCUCCAAACAAAAAGCCCCUUGUUGAAAUAGAUGAAACUCCACCAGUGGAAAAAUCAAAAGGGCCAGUGUCCUUGUUAUCCUUGUGGAGUAAUAGAAUUAAUACUGCCAAUUCCAGAAAACAUCAGGAGUUUGCUGGGCGUUUGAACUCUGUUAAUAACAGAGCUGAAUUAUAUCAACAUCUUAAAGAGGAAAAUGGGAUGGAGACAACAGAAAAUGGAAAAGCCAGCCGGCAGUGAAAAAGUGACUUGAGGAACUAAAUUAGCAUAUUGCAUAAAUAUUUUGCGCAGAAUUUUAUACAAGUACUUUUACAGCAAGAUUGUAUAGUUAUGUUGCCUGGACUGGUUUUUACAUUUUUAAAAAUUUCAACUAACUUUAUCUUUUUUGUACUAAUUGUAAAAUUGGCCCAUAUGUCAAAAAUAUACAUUUUAGAUUUGUCCUCCCAAAUCAGACAAAUUUAUUUAGGUAAAAGGUGUUCCCUCUGAAAGUGUUUUUUAAAAAACAUUCUUAGGCUUCUCUUUGCCAAAUAAAACUGUUAAGAUAUCUGAAAUGCAAAAUAUUGGAGUAUUACUUUAUGAAGAAAAAAGAUAUUUAUUUAAUGACUGACAAUAGCAUUUAGAAAUUUUUUCAAAUUUUAUCAGAAUUUAGGUGAGAUUUGCAAUAUUUGAUAUAAAAUCUUACCUAUUAAUCUGUAUCAUAGACAGUUUUUCCAAAAAAUAAUGGUUUUAUUUAUUUUGUAUUUUAAGUUAUCUUGCAUGUUUUCUCCAUGUAAAAGCAGAGUUUUCAGGUAGUCGCUGUAAGUUUAUAUUUACCAGUAUUGCAUAAUGUUACAGUUUCUUUUCUGCUAAACAUUUACCAUCCAUUGACUUUUCAUACAGAAAGGGAAACAUAAAGGGGAUGACUUCACAAACUUAGAAGGAAAGAACACUCCUAGGUUGUUUUUAUCACUGAAUAGAAUCUUGGUCUCCUUGUCUCAGAAAUGCCAUGGUUAUGUGGUAUAUGCGUGGUGAGACUUCUUCCCCUGCUUCUUUAUCUGGAAGCUCGCAACAUGUUGCAAGAAACAUGUUAUUUCAGUGGUAAAUCUUGUCAGUUUUUUUUUUUUUUUAAAGAGUUUGUUAGAGGAGAGGAAAAGCUCUUCACUUAAAUAUAGAGAUUCAAUUUGGGGAUUUUAUAUUUUCUAUUUGAAAAAUAAACAAGCUGGUGUUUAAACAAGGGUUCAGCAGGCUCCUUUGCCAACCCAGUGAAAUUUACAUUGCUGUUGCUCUCCUUUUAUCAACCCCUGACCCAUUCUCAGCCCUUGCAUCUGUCCUCUCCCCUAAGGAAUGGCCAUUUUUUAUUCUUUACCACGAAGUUUAGGUGGAUGUUUACACACAUCACACACAGACAUGACCAGGCUUAACCAGGACCUUAGACUUAAGAUUUAAGGAGCUGUAACCCGAUAUUUAAUUAUUAGAUCAUAUUUACUACUAGUUGGUCACUCAUAUUUUGUAUCUUAUUUUUGAGCCCAAUUUUCAACUUGUGCCUAAAUGGGGUCUCUAAUUUAUUCCUUGGUCCAAAAUUCUUUCCUUCACAAUCCAUCUUUAAAGACUGGUAUCCGGUUUUACUCUCCUCAGUUUAUGCUUUUCCCUUUCUCAGGGUCUAAGGCCAUCUACUUGUUGACAGUCUUACCUGCUUUUCAGUCUCCAUUUUUAGAUACUAACUGUUCAUGGACUCCUGUUACUAUGGCCUACCAGCUGGGGGAAUAUUUCUGUGGCUGCAGUUUGAACCACCAUGUGCUAGUAGCUUGUCUUUAUUAUUCCGUUUUGUUUGUUGCUCCAGCUGACUCAUUUUGUCUGCUUAACUAGACAUCCUUUGAGCACUUGUACAGUUGAGUCUCCUCCUUUCUUCCUGCAGGAGAUAGACUAUGCUUGACCUUAUCAUGAGAUAUAUAUCACAACCUCUUGGUGAACCAACAGUUUUAGGACACAAAUAGAAGAAUGACUGUUGUUGGCUCCAUUAAAACAAGGUCCAUAUUGAGAUUAGAUAAAAAUUUUUUUAUUAUGUCAAGAAAAGUAGAUAAAAUUUCAGUUGAAAAAAUUUUUAUUCUCCAUCAGUAUGAAUAAUAGCUGUUGUAAGGCUAAUUCCAAAAUGUGAAGGUAACUCAUAUUCCCGCUUUCCUACUUUAUCCUUCUGACACCAGCCAUCCACAUGGCACUUUUUGUCUCUGAUUCUAACCACCUAGAGUUGAGUCUCUCUCCACAAGUUAGGACUCUGUCCUUCUAGCCCCUGCCAAAUAGACAAACGCCAGCCUCUCUACUGGUUCUCACUGCCCCCAGUGUGUUCAGUAAUUCUCUAGAAGACUCACAGAACUCACAAAAACUAUAACCUAUACUUGCUGUUACCUAUUUAUUAUAACCAGAAAGAGACACAUCAGGCAAGGUCUGGGAGAGUUCUGGACACCACGAGGCUUCCAUUGUUCCAUGCCGCACCCUCUGUGGUACAUAGAUGUUCUCUCCAAUCCAUGAGCCCUCAGAAGAGAGGGCUCCAAGGUUCCAGGUCUCCUAGUCAUUGGCAGCUCAAUGAAUAUGCAUGACUUGGGCCUUAAUGCAUAGUUACGAUACAAUUAACAAAUACACAUGAUUCAUUAGGCGCCCUUCCCUUCCUGAAGCUAGUUCUCCAGGUAUGGGACCUGGGAAGCCCCUACUUGCCUGGUAUCUUGGAAAACAAAGAACAUCUUAAUUGCUCAGGCUGUUUUCAGAAACCAGAAUCAAAGGGCCAAACUAAGUUCUUUGUCCACGCUGAAAUCUAAGCUUAAGUUCAGACAAUGAUUGCAGGAAUGAAACUUACCAAAAUAGAACACAUGUACUUUCAUUAUAAUCUACUGAUCAAAAGCAGUUUUUUUGUAAUCAUAGUAUAAGGGAAAAUUUUCACAAUCAUGUUACAGUACAUGGUAUGUUUGAUAAGCUGUUACACACAGUUAUAAAAAUGCUGUAAUAUUUUACUCAGAAAGUUGUAGUAUAUUUGAAUAUUGUUCAGAACCACCACAUGGAUACAUGCAACCAUCAUUACAACUUUUAAUGUGUAGAGUUAUUAAUAUAUAGAGGUCUCAAAUGGUUUGCGCUUGACUACAAACCUAAAGGUCGGUGGUUUGAACUCACCCAGUGGCUGCAGAAAAAAGGCCUGGCAAUCUGUUUCCAUAAAGAUUACAGUCAAGAAAGCAGUUCUACUCUAUAAUACAUGGAGUCACCAUGCGUCGGAAUCAACUCUACAUCAACAGGUUUGGUUUUUUUGUUUAUUAAUAUACAGAUUUAUUAACAUCGAUGUUUCAUGUAAGUAUUGAAAACUAGCAUGUAGAGUUCAUCGCUAGGUUUUAGAGCAGGGCCAUCUAUUGUUUAAAUUCUUGAAUACUGUACUUGUAUUCCUGCUCAAGAUUGUUUUAUGAGGCACUGAGUUAUUUACAUUAUUAUUUCUGGCAGAUUUCAAUUAAAGUCACCAGUAUAAUUGCACAGAUCUAGAGAGCAAAAGUGUCCAGAUGCUAAUUUUGUCAUGGAGGUGCUGCUAAUGUAAGCAAAUCUAGAAAUUUCCAUGUUCUUUUAAAAGUUUGAAGCAUCAGACUUAAUUUAGAAAACUACAGGUCUGGAUUUAUACUUACCAAGAUUGUUCCAUAAUUAAAAUGAACAUGUAAGAUUGAACUAUAUGAAAUUGCCAUUUUUGUAUGCAAAAAAAGAAAUAUUGGCAGUUUCCUGUGGGUCAGCCUAAACAUUUGUCUUUAUACCCUGAAUAUGCAGUAGAAACUGUAAAUUUACCAGCUUGUAUAUAUUGAAACAAGUUCCUCCUAGUGAAAGAUGGAGACUUAAUUUAGUGUCUGAUUAGAAGUUUUCAUAUUUGUAACAUUUUAAAUUAAUUCUGUGGUCAUUUUGAAUCAAUUAAUCAUGUAAAGAUACAAAGAAGAAAAGGUGACAUUGAGUUAAAGGGCCUGUAGAAUUUUUCUUAGUAAGCAGUGGGAUAAUAAACAACUGUUUAGAACAUUAAAAGAAGAGAAAAUAUCAUCCUAUUUUAAAAUAGAUGUCACAUUAAAUUUAUGUACUUAUUAAUUUCAAGGACAGUCCUUAGGGAUUAUGUUUAAAGGGAUAGAAGAGAAGGAAAAACCAAGGUCAAGGGUAGGAAUUAAGAAGUGCUACUGGAGUUGCAGAGCCCUGGUGGGACAGUGGUUAAGUGCUUGGCUGCUAACUGAAAGGUCAGCGAUUUAAACCUGCCAGCUGCUCUGCAGGAGAAAGUUGUGGCAGUCAGCUUCCAUAAAGAUUACAACCUUGGAAACCCUAUGGGGCAGUUCUGCUCUGCCCUAUGGGGUCAGUAUGAGUUGGAAUUGACUCGACAGCAAUGGGUUUAGGGUUUGGUAUGGGAGUUGUAGAGAAGUUCCAAAGGCUGAGGACUUAGAUAAGGUCUUUGGAUAUGCCAAGUAAGAAGCUGCUGAUUACUUACAAAAAGCCACUUCAUGGAAUGAUGCAAGUAAAAACUAACUCAAAGCAUGUAAGUAAGUACUCAGAUGUGACGAGGGAUGUUAAAGCAUAUGAGUGUGGUCAGUGUGGUCAGCUCUUCCAGAAAUAGGAUAGCAAAAAAAAGUUGGCCUUGCCUGUUAACAGUAGCUUAAUAGAGAGCAGAAUUGAGGGAGGUUUGUUUUUUUUUUCAUAGUCUGUUUUGGAUGAGUGUGAUGGGCUUGUUUGUAAACUAAAGGUAAAAAUAUGAUGGAAAGGUAAAGACUUACCUAUUGCAAUGUUAAUUAUUUAUUGUUAAAUUAUUCAUUUCUUUAUGCUGAAGAUUAUAAUGAGUAACUUGAACUGGCAUGUUACAGCAUUUUUCACAUUUGGAGAUGGUGUUGUCAGUAGUGGAAUUACCAUAAUGGAUGAGUCAUUACAUGAUUGGUCUUGGUAGUGCUGGUCUGGGUGUCAUAAAUUCAUACGUGACCAUCCAGGCAUCCAAGGGGAAAUAAGUGAUUAGAAUUAAUUGAUGGUAUGUUAAUACAGUUAAAACAGAGAAAUGAAUCAUUUAUUGCUUAUCUUUUGACUAUUAGACUAAGUGAUUGUUUAAUUUACCUAAUUUCUAGAUCAGUUCUGUUUUUCAUAUAGUUGUUGAUGCAUUGGGGUUUUUGAUAAUAUUACUUUUCCUCUGGCUAAUAAGAUCCAUUUCAUAAUGGAAUAGGAGUUGGUGUUUUGGAAUUUGGAAGAACGGCUGUUCUUGUUUCUGUGGCAGGGGUCACAUUUUCUCUGUAAGGUUUAUGUUGAGAAAACGGUAAUACUCCUCUCCAUAACUGAAGUCAAGGUGGAACAUUAUACUGUAGGAUGGGUGGCUUUCGGGGCUUUAGCACAUCCAUUUCUUGGCCAGUAUUACUUAUUAAGGUUUUCCAUUCAAACACCAGCGACUGAGGAACAAGAAAAGUCUUACAGAAAUGGUAAACUACAAUUGCUGUUGUUCCCACAAUCAGUAUACAUAUGCUUACCAACAAAGCCAGAAGAACAUUUCUAAUCCAAGGGCUGUUGUCUACACUGGGAGAGGCUAGAAUGCCGUUUUCAAUUAACGACUCAUUGGCUCCAUAGUAAGAGAUUCCACUGUAUGUGAUGUUCUCAAUGGUGCCAAUUUUGUAUUCCGGUAACACUACAUAUGCAAAGUUUGGAUGGACAUUUCCAUCAGGCCUGCUUAGUUUAAACAUUACUUCUGAAUUUUUCUACUAGGGCACCAUUUCAGGGAACUGCCGUUAACAUAAUGCUCUCUUAUACCAGGGUAUAAUAGUAGAACCUGGUCUCAGGGUAGCUAAUAACGAUCUGCUCAGUGUUACUGGAGUUUAGGUAGCCAAUAAGUUUAGCAAAAAAUAAACCAAUCCUCUCUCUCUUUUUUGUAAAUGAGUAGACGCUGUUUUUUGUGUGCAGAGUGUAAGUAUGGCAGGGAGUACUUCUGGGGAGCUUGAGUUCAAUGAUCAAAAGCAUGAGCAACCAGGCCGCCAGAGUCAGUAGCACAAAGAAUAAAUUCCUGAGGAGAAUAUUGGAAAUCCAGGUCUAGGGGAUAUCCAUAUAGUAUUUGAUGAGUUACAUUAAAUUGCAGCCAGCUUUCUGGGCCUGAAGGAUAUUCGUUUACUGAUUUUAUUUCAAGGGUCAAGUGAGUUGAGUUGCUGUCUUCCUGAUCAUAAAAUGUGUUGGGAGGAAUUGGGAAAUUAAAUCUGUGCCCAAUAGUUGCUGUUAUUAAUUGAAUUGGAGCAACAACUGUCGGAAAUGUGUUGGAUUGACCUAGAAGGAGCAAACAAGAAACAAAUUUCAACAGUUAUCACUAUUUAAAUGUUUAAAGUUGUCUCAAUGAUUGACUUGGUUCCCCUCUUUUCACUUUUUGACGUGGUUUGUAUAGAGGAGUGGGAAAGCAUCUACCGUCAAUAGAUCUUUGCAGUAGGCCUUCCUGUGUUUGAGUACCACAUAAAAUAGCUCCAGAGAAGAGUGAAGGGGGCUGACUGCUUUCAUUUCUGUUUUUACCCUUUGGUUGGGGGCACUUCAUCUAUUCAAGGGUCAUUUCAAGUCCCAUCUGUCCUCCCUUUUUCUCCCUCCUCCUCCCUCUUCUCUGUUUUUCAUCUUCCCUCUCUUCCUCAACUGGUAGAUUUUGCAUUACAGCCUUGAUGCUGCUUCUGCAUAUUCAUGGAGAUUGUUAGUUUCCAAAUUCUUUCAGCCUUAAAUUAGUUUGGAGGAGGAUCUUGAAAUUAGCUUAUUAACAGUACAACCAAGUCUGGGUUACAGGACUUCAGAAAAAUGUUUUGGCAAUAGGCC